UAAAGGUUUCGUCUUCGUCUACUAGAACCUGCAAGACCUAGUUUCCUGUUCUCUCUCAUUUACGUCUUUCAAAAGUGAAACAUUCAGAACUCUCUAUACUUGAUUAAAAUUAGAAAGUGUUAACUUUGAGUUAGAAUGGAGCCUCAAGAAGCAUUAAUAUGGAAAUCGGAGUCAUCAGAGUCUCCAGAAUCAAUGGUUUCUGUUAGAUUAGGAAGAGCCUUAACCAUUCUACUUGGCGCUCGUUCUAGAAAGCUCCACGACUCCAUUUCUCGCAUCUCCCCUGACUCUAACAAAAGACCUUCCCUUGGUUCAUUGGAGGAUUCCUUAUGGUUUCUGCACAAAUUCGUUAAAGAUGCAGUUGAGAGAGACCACAAAUUGGACGACAUUCUUAUUCCCAUAAUUCAACAUUCAUUGAGGAGCAAAGAUUUGAAGCAUGGUGGGCAAGCUUUGAUACUUAUAAAUUGGCUCUUUCAAGAUGAAUUUUUUUUCCAAGCUGUUGUUAGAAGUCUUGCUGAUAUUAUUGACAGAAAAGAUGAUCGUUAUAUAGCUCUUGGUUGGUGUAUUCUUAUACGUGGUCUUGUUGAGUACGAGAGGUUUGUGGAUCAUUAUACUCUGAACGGAAUAAAGGACAAUUAUUAUGCUUUGUUGAAGAUACUUUGCUCAUGUGUCCCGUGUUUAUCACACUUAGUAUGCAGAGGAAGCACUUUGCAGGAUGGAUUUGAGUUGCCUUCACGCCUCUCAGUAUCUGCUGCUGAUUGUAUUUUAGCUAUCACUGAAGCAUUAACAAAAAAGAAUAAGGUUUCAAGUAACAAUCCAAAACUGUUGAAUUCAGAUGCAUUACAUCGGCCUAUUAGUCUUGUGCCAGCUGUUAGUAGAGAGAAGAAAGCAAAGCCAGCUCAUAAAUCAUCAGAAGAGUCAACCUUUGACAUGGCAUACUUGCUUUGGGACUUGAUAGGGGAACUUAUUACUCUAACACAGAGACUGCUUGCUUGGAGCAGAAAAAGUAGGCCUUUACAUGCCAAAGGGUUGGAGCAAGUGGUUAAAUGGUUGCAGGGAAUAAAAGGGCAGUAUAGUUGCAUUCAGGAUGAGGCAGGUCCCAAAUUCACUACAGGUGCAAACUUUCCUAAAGCUGGAGCCUUGCUUCUCUCUUCCUGUUGGAAGCAUUACAAUGUUUUGUUGCAUUUGGAAGAUCACAAUUUUCCUCAGCAUUGCAAUGAAUUAUUGGACCAAUACAUAUCUGGCAUCCAGUAUUAUACGGAUAGCCAUGCUGAGGGCAUUACAGAGAACAAGGAUGCUGGUGUAGAGACUAGAAAGUUUUUCCUGAACUGUCUAUGCCUUCUUUUGGGACGUCUUGAUGGCAAGAAAUUUGAAAGCAUAAUGUCAGAAUAUGGGAUGCAGAUAUCACGUAUUCUUUUAUCACAGCUUCACUGUGCUGAUGAAGAUGUGGUUGCUGCGGCUGUUUGCAUACUUAAGAAAUCCAUAUUUAAACCAAAUUAUUCAUCUGGAAAAGACCUCACAGACAGCAGACAGAUGGAUGUGUUGUUGCCUUCAUUGCUUAACCUUCUAGAUGAGAAUGAUGGCAUAGCUAGAGCUGUUGUUAUGCUUAUAGCAGAAUAUUGCUCCAUGAGCAUAAACAAUAACUGUUUGAAACAAGUUCUGAAGCGCCUUGCUUCUGGAAAUGCUUCGCAGAGAAGGAAUGCUAUUGAUAUUGUAUCACAACUGGUUUGCAUGUCAUCAGACUCGGCAAACAAACUUUCUGAUUUGACAUGGCAAGAUAUAGCAAACAACUUGAUAGAACGCCUUAGUGAUGAAGAAAUUGCAAUUCGUCACCAAGCAUCAAAAUUGAUUUCAAUGAUAGAUCCAUCAUUAGUUAUGCCCGCCUUAGUUCACCUUCUGUACUCAUCAGAUGAAGGAUUGUCAUAUGCUAGUACUGCUUUCACUGCAAUGCUCCAAUAUCAUAACCAGAAACCUGAAGUUAUAUGUAUGCUGCUUGAUUGCCUUAGCAAUAUCAGACUAGAUCUAGAUCUUUCAAAAAGUGCAGAUGAUCUAAGGGAAGGACCAAAGUUGGAUAUUGAUCGAGUACUCAUGUUGAUGCCAGAAUGGUCUAAAAGUGUUCAAGACUGGAACUCCAUGAUUGGACCAUUGAUUGACAAGAUGUUUGCUGAACCAUCAAAUGCAACUAUUGUACGGUUUUUGAGUUAUAUAAGUGAGCACCUAGCGGAAGCUGCAGAUGUAGUACUUCAUCGAGUCCUAUUGCAGAUGCAGUCACAGAAAGGGAUUAAAAAAGGCCUCUUGUCCAGAUGGGAGAGUAAAUCCUGCCAAAAUGAGGACUUAAUGGGAAUGCAGCAAUCUUUGUUUGAGCGCCUUUGUCCAUUACUUAUAAUUCGGCUGCUUCCUCUGAGAGUUUUUAAUGACCUCAAUUCAUUUAUUAUGUAUGGUCAACUUCCCGUCCAAGGCAUUACUCACGAAAACAGAGAUGUCAACAAUUUUGAUGACUGUGUUGCUGCAUUCCUUCUACAGAGGGCAUUUAAUAUGUAUGAAUUUGAAGAUGUACGAAAACUUGCUGCUGAGCUUUGUGGCCGCAUUCAUCCACAGGUGCUCUUUCCCAUUGUUUCCUCCCUAUUAGAAGAUGCUGCUAAAUGCGAAGAUGUUCUGAUAAUAAAAGCUUGUCUUUUUGCCAUUUGCACUUCGCUUGUGGUUAGGGGAAGGGAGUCAGUUUCUCAUCCUAUUAUUAUCCAAAUCAGAAAAACAAUAGAAACAGUUCUGCUCUGGCCGUCUUUAGAUGGGGAUGAAGUUUCCAAAGCACAACACGGAUGCAUUGACUGCCUGGCACUGAUGAUAUGUGCUGAACUGCCAAAUCUUGAAUCAUUCAAGAACUCGGAGAAGUUCAGCCUUCUUGGGAAGACCAGUUAUGCGGGGAAUUCUGUCUCAGGGAACUCCAUCCUUGCUUAUGUAAUCCAUCAACUGACAAGCGAUAAGAAUGAAGUUCCUGUCUGCACAUUAACUAGUGAAAACUGUGAACAUGAUGCGCCAGUUCUUUGUUCUUUUCGUCUUUGUAUGGCUAAUGUUCUCUUAAGUGCUUGCCAGAAGCUCUCAGACUCUGGCAAGAAACUCUUUGCUCGAGAAACUCUUCCAAGGCUGAUUAGCUCUGUUGAGGUGAUAAAGCAUGCAGAGAUUAGAGCUGCUUGUGUUCAGGUUCUCUUUUCAGCCGUAUAUCACCUAAAGUCUGCAGUCCUACCGUAUUCAGCUGAUCUUCUCAAACUCUCUCUUAAUUUUCUUCAAACAGGAUCUGAGAAGGAAAAAAUGGCAGGUGCAAAGCUAAUGGCAUCUCUAAUGGCCAGUGAAGAUACCAUUUUGGAAAGCAUAUCGAAAGGAUUGCUCGGAGCGAGACAAGUGCUCUCGAGGAUAUCUGCUUCAGAUCCUUCAAAUGACUUACAGGUAGUAUGCAAAAAGUUGCUAGCCUGCAUAACUUCUCCUUGAGUUCGUAUGAAGUAUGCUGCUCCACUUGUACAGAAGAACACCUUAAAUUCAGAUCCUUUGAAAGGAAAAAACAAUCAGAUCCUUGAAUUUAUCAUGUUUUGUCUGUGAAGUCUCAUAAAGCUUAGUAGAAUAUUUGCAAAAUAUACUACAAGUAAAAUUUUCAUAUAUUUAUUUCCUUUUUUUUUUUUU
This is a messenger RNA of Jatropha curcas, 3669 nucleotides long. The record is from RefSeq and is a predicted model, not a curated record. NCBI's taxonomy places the organism in Eukaryota, Viridiplantae, Streptophyta, Magnoliopsida, Malpighiales, Euphorbiaceae.